Kogia breviceps (pygmy sperm whale) is the source of this 3439-nucleotide messenger RNA. NCBI's taxonomy places the organism in Eukaryota, Metazoa, Chordata, Mammalia, Artiodactyla, Physeteridae. The record is from RefSeq and is a predicted model, not a curated record.
CUACGGCCGGGAGCCUUCUCCCGCCCAGACUCCCGCCCCCGUCCUUGGCCCUCUCCCUUCUCCCCGACUGCACCUGCCCGUCCUCGUCUCCGUUCCCCCAGCCUCCUGGAAUAUCCCGGGCCCCUCGUCGCGGUGUGCACCUUCCCACGGACCCUGUCCCGGUCGCAUCCCUCAGCGUCCCCCACCCCCGUCUUCUCGGGUUACUCUACCCAGAGGAAGCCUGGCGCCUCGCCCCCUAGGUCCCGACCCUUCCCUGCGCCCUCGGUUUGAUGUCGCCAACUUCUGAGAGUUCAGCCUCUGUUUCCUUUGCCUGAACCCCUCCUGCUCCCAGCGCACGCACGCCCUCAGCACGCCUAGCCGGGCUUCCACACUUGGGGCUCCGAGCUGACCCCCGGGGCUGUGCCUGUGUUUUUGUCUUAUCUGCAGUGUCCUCUGGUCUGUCCCUUUGAAGACACCUCUAUUUCCCGCAGCCAAGCUGUGCCUGGAGGAGAGGGGCCAGUGCCCCGGUGCAUCCAGGUCCAGAGCCCCUGCCCUGCAGAAGUCCCCGCACGUUUAUCUGCAUCUCUGCACCGCUUUCCCUUUUCCGUGCUGCCUCCCCCUCCUAGAGCUCUUGAACUUAACCCAUUCCUCCCCAAGGUGUGUUGCUCUUGACUGGGCUCCGGGGGAACACAGUCCAGCAAAGGGCAUUUUCAGAGGAGAUCAACCAGUCCCUCGAUGGGGAGCGACGGCGGCCUACCUCUGUGUGUCACCUGCGCACCUCUCUGUAGCAAGGAAAGGAGCUUCAGCACUUCUUCAGUAAUGAUGAUGAAACUGGUAUUAACUGAAUGGCAUUUAUGGAUUUUUAACUCUAAUUCACAGUAAACCAGGAAGCCAUAUGUUUAAUCCAACCAAAAAUCGUUCUGUUCUGCUGCGUGUCUCAUCCGAUUGUGAGAAGUUUCGAGAUACCUGUUUGUACAAAGAGGAAUAUAAGUAUUAUUACUUGCUGGAGGAACACACUGAAGCAGAAAGAGAAGACGUCUUAAUUUAUCCUUAAAGAUAUAUGAUAGAAUUAUUUAUAUAGAUAGAGUAAAUAUAUAUAUAUACAUACAUAUAUAUAUAUAUUUUUGGUGGUAAUGAAAAUGGCUCCGCAGAAUGCCGACUCAGAAUCUCUGCAAGUUCGGGAGUUGCCGGUGCCCCUGCCGGACCCGCAGAAGCCGGGGAGCGCGGAGGCGGAGACGCACGACGAGACCGUCAGCGAGGGGUCCCUAGACCGCAUCCCCGUGCGCCUGUGGGUGAUGCACGGGGCUGUGAUGUUUGGCAGGGAGUUCUGUUAUGCCAUGGAGACGGCGCUGGUCACGCCGAUCCUGCUGCAGAUUGGCCUUCCGGAGCAGUACUACAGCCUCACCUGGUUCCUGAGCCCCAUCCUUGGCCUCAUCUUCACCCCCCUCAUCGGCUCCGCGAGUGACCGGUGCACCCUGAGCUGGGGCCGCCGGCGGCCUUUCAUCCUCGUGCUGUGCGUCGGCGUGCUCCUUGGAGUGGCACUUUUCCUUAACGGCUCUGCCAUCGGUCUGUCUCUCGGCGAUGUCCCCACCCGGCAGCCCAUUGGCAUCGUCCUCACGGUGCUGGGGGUGGUGGUCCUGGAUUUCAGCGCUGACGCCACCGAGGGGCCCAUCCGCGCCUACCUGCUGGACGUGGUGGACAGUGAAGAGCAGGACAUGGCCCUCAACAUCCACGCCUUCUCUGCCGGCCUCGGCGGGGCCGUCGGCUACGUGCUGGGGGGGCUGGACUGGACCCAGACCUUCUUGGGCGCCUGGUUCCGGACGCAGAACGAGGUGCUCUUCUUCUUCGCGGCCAUCGUGUUCUCGGUGUCGGUGGCCCUGCACCUGUUCAGCAUCGACGAGGAGCGCUACAGCCCCCAGCCGGAGCGCGGCGUGGACGCGGCCGAUGCGCCGGCCCCCGGCCCCCGCGCCAGCGUCCUGGACGGCGGCGCCCUGUUCCCGGACGAGGUGCAGUCGGAGCACGAGCUGGCCCUGGACUACCUGGACGCGGGCAUUGCGCGCAGCAAGAGCGACUCGGUGCUGCACGUGCCGGACGCCGCGCUGGGCCUGGAGCCCGAGCUGCUCUUCCUGCACGACAUCGAGCCCUCCAUCUUCCACGACGCCUCCUACGCUGGCACCCCCUGCAGCACCAGCCAGGAGCUCGCCCGGGCCCGGCCGCCCCGCCUGCCCCCGCCGCUCUGCGAGCCCGCCGGGGAGGACGAGACCCUGCUGGAGAACCACCUGAGCACGGCCGGGCUCCCCAACGGAGGCGGCUCCCCGCCCCGCGGCGGCCUCGGAGGCUGCAGCCGCAUAGACGGGAAGCCCUCGGCCACGGCGGGCUCCGGGCGCCGGCGCCGGCACAUGUUCCGCCGGCAGGCCUCCAGCACCUUCUACUAUGGCAAGACCGGGUCCCACCGCUACCGCUACCGGCGCGCCAACGCCGUGGUCCUGAUCAAGCCCUCGCGCAGCAUGAGCGACCUGUACGACCUGCAGAAGCGCCAGCGGCAGCGCUGCCGCCGCCGCAACCAGAGCGGGGCCACCACGUCCAGCGGGGACACGGAGAGCGAGGAGGGCGAGGGCGAGACCACUGUCCGGCUGCUCUGGCUGUCCAUGCUGAAGAUGCCCCCGGAGCUGGUGCGGCUCUGCCUCUGCCACCUGCUCACCUGGUUCUCCGUCAUCGCCGAGGCCGUGUUCUACACCGACUUCAUGGGCCAGGUCAUCUUCGAGGGGGACCCCAAGGCUCCAUCUAACUCGACUGCAUGGCAGGCCUACAACGCGGGCGUGAAGAUGGGCUGCUGGGGCCUGGUCAUCUACGCGGCCACCGGUGCGACUUGCUCAGCCCUGCUACAGAAGUACUUGGACAACUACGACCUGAGCAUCAGGGUCAUCUACGUGCUGGGGACGCUGGGCUUCUCGGUCGGCACAGCCGUGAUGGCCAUGUUCGCCAACGUCUACGUGGCCAUGAUCAUGAUCAGCACCAUGGGCGUUGUCUCCAUGAGCAUCUCCUACUGCCCCUACGCCCUGCUCGGCCAGUACCACGACAUCAAGGAGUACGUUCACCACAGCCCCGGGAACUCCAAGCGUGGCUUUGGCAUAGACUGUGCCAUCCUCUCCUGCCAGGUCUAUAUCUCCCAGAUCCUGGUGGCCUCCGCCCUGGGCAGCGUGGUCGAUGCGGUCGGGACUGUGCGCGUGAUCCCUAUGGUGGCCUCUGUGGGCUCUUUCCUGGGCUUCCUGACGGCCACCUUCCUGGUCAUCUACCCAGAGGGGUCUGAAGAGGCCAAGGAAGAGCAGAAGGGCCUGUCUUCCCAGGCUCUGGGCGAAGGCGGGAGCAGCAGCGUCGAGAAGCCCACGGUCCUGAAGCUGUCCCGGAAGGAGGGCCCGCAGGGGCUCGUGGAGACCGAGUCGAUGGUCUGAGCCGCGCC